GUAAUGAAUCAAACAGUGGUCACCUGGUUCAUACUCCUGGGUUUUCAGAAUAUUCCUAACUACAAAGGUUUCCUCUUCCUAGCAUUUCUUCUCCUCUAUGUGGUCACCAUAUCAGGCAACCUCUUGAUCAUCUUUCUGGUGGCAGCAAGUCAAAGUCUUAGCUCUCCUAUGUACUUUUUCCUAAGCCACCUGUCAUCUUGCGAUCUUCUCCUGAGCUCCGUAAUCGUCCCUUUGAUGAUGAACAUUAUAUUAAAUGUGAAAGGAUCCAUUUCAUUCUUUGGCUGCAUUACCCAGUUUUAUCUUUUUGGAGCUCUGGCCACAACAGAAUGUCUUCUUCUUGCAGUUAUGUCUUACGACCGUUACGUGGCCAUAUGCAACCCAUUACGAUACUCUUCAAUCAUGGACCUUCCUAGAUGCACCCUGCUAGUUUUUUGGUCCUGGUUUUUAGCAUUUACUGUCAUGUUGACCACGGCUAUUCAGAUGGGUAGACUAGAUUUUUGUGGUCCCAAUGUUAUUGAUCAUUUCUUCUGUGACCUGGCUCCUCUCCUGCAGCUAUCAUGUUCAGACACAACUUUUAUGCAGAUUCAUAAUCUUAUUACGGGUCUUCCAGCAACCUCUAUCCCUUUAAUGUACAUUACUGGUACAUAUAUUUCUAUCUUCAUCACAAUAGUCAGAAUACCUACCAAAAUUGGCAGACAAAAAGCCUUCUACACUUGUAGUUCCCACUUGACAGUUGUGUCCAUCUAUUAUGGGACUUUGGUUGUUGUCUAUCUUCUUCUUUCUAAAGAGCAUGAAUUAAAUAUUAACAAAGUACUUUCCUUGCUAUAUACCGUGGUCACUCCAUUGGUAAACCCUAUCAUCUAUAGCUUCAGGAACAAGGAGAUCAAAAUAGCUUUUUCCAAAAUAGUUCUCAUGAAAAAAAAAAUGGGAUAAAUGAGAAUUGACCAUAGGUAUAAGGAAAGGGAUUUGGUAAAAAGCAUUCUGCAG
Molecule: messenger RNA, 987 nt
Organism: Rana temporaria (common frog)
Lineage: Eukaryota; Metazoa; Chordata; Amphibia; Anura; Ranidae
Product: olfactory receptor 11L1-like
Exons: 1
Coding region: 4-933 (309 amino acids)
Biological process (GO): G protein-coupled receptor signaling pathway
Cellular component (GO): membrane
Molecular function (GO): G protein-coupled receptor activity; olfactory receptor activity
Source: RefSeq, a predicted model, not a curated record